CAUACAUACGUAACGAUUUAUCGUAGCGAUAAAUCUGUGCAGACCAGUUUGCGCAGUUUUGUCGAUCGUGUGUAUGAAAAAUCGUUGUCGAUAAUCGUUCGUCGGUGGCAGUUGCAAUUUCUAUCAGAUAAAUCGUUGUCGAUUACAUUUGCACAGUUUUAUCGUUGCGUGUGGACGGCGAUCGCUCAGUUCGGCAGUACUUCACGGAGCUUGCUAGUGUGCGCACGUGCACAUCGCUUUCACAGAAACAUGUCGGAAGACGAAAGAGUUGGACAGCGCGAACUACUUCAAGAUUUUAUAGAAAGCUACAGAAACGAAACUUGCCUUUGGAAGACUACAAGUAAGGAUUACCACGACCGCAACAAAAAUGCCGCCUACGACAGGCUAAUCGAAAAAUACAAACCCAUAGAUCCAAAUGCCACCAGGGAUACAGUGGUUAAGAAGAUUAAUAAUCUUCGAACUACAUAUAAAAAAGAGCUCAAUAAAAUAAAAAAAUCGUGUAAAUCUGGAGCAGGGACUGACGAGAUUUAUAAACCUCGUUUAUGGUACUUUGAGUUAUUGAGUUUUUUAUACGAUCAAGAAGUACCAAGACCAUCUACAUCGAAUAUUGAUGAUGACGAAAAUGAGACGCAGUCAACCACCGGCAUUAGCUCAACGAGCUACGAUUGUCCAGACACCGAUCGAGACACACCAACACUGGCCUAUUCCGACAACGAAUCAGACACACCGACCCCGGCAAACCGUUCUGACAGCGAACGAGCUACAUCAAUCUCGGGUCGUGUUCGGCCAAGACCAAAAAAAAAUACAUUAACUGAAGACGUACUUAAGUCCGUAAAUGAUCAUUUUAAAAGGCCUAAACAACCCGAUAAUCGUUUUGAAGUUUUUGGCAAAAAUGUUGGGAUGAAACUACAAGAGUUACCAAAAGAACAGAGAAUUAUAGCAGAAAAAAUAAUUAAUGAAACUCUGUUCUUGGCUGAAAUGGGUAGCUUAACUAUAUCACACACUGUAAGAAAAUAUGAUGACUUUGCAAAUACUACUUUUUCCACACAGCCACACAUACAAAACCUUUCCACUCAGCCACAAAUUCAAAACCUUUCCACUGAGUCACACACUCAGUCACACACUCAAGUCAUUUACACUCAACCACACACUCAAAAUCUUUUCACUCAACCACACACUCAAAUCAUUUACACUCAACCACACACUCAAUCAUCAAUAGAAUUUACAUCACCAUUAGAGCUAGACCAUACACAAUCUGAUAAUACAAUUACUUCCUAUUUACGUAAUGUUAAUGAUUAA
Pararge aegeria (speckled wood butterfly) is the source of this 1299-nucleotide messenger RNA. RefSeq lists its product as uncharacterized. The transcript is spliced from 2 exons. The record is from RefSeq and is a predicted model, not a curated record. NCBI's taxonomy places the organism in Eukaryota, Metazoa, Arthropoda, Insecta, Lepidoptera, Nymphalidae. The coding region runs from base 250 to 1299 and encodes 349 amino acids.